AUCUCGGAAGUUGUUUUGUGACCGUCAAAGGGGCAGACAUUUUGGCCCAUGUAGACGUCAAUUUUGCAAGAUUCUCUGAAGAACAAAAUAAUUCUCGUCAUCUGCAAUAAUUUCUCUGUGUGUUUGUACACUCAUAUUUCACCAGAAUCAUGUGGUAUGAGAUAUUGCCCGGUUUCGCCGUUAUGACAGUUUGUCUGAUGAUUCCAGGCAUCGCAACUGCUCAAAUCCAGAAGUUCACAAACGGUGGCAAGGAAAAGAGGAUUGUACGGGUUCCCUAUCAAUGGUAUUUGAUGGAGAGAGACAAGAGAGUGUCUGGAACUGGUGCACACUACCAUGCCAAGGGACUUGAAAACAUCAAAUGAAGAUCCAUCAAGCAACAAUUGAAAUGUACAUUUUGUCCAGUCGUCUAUUAAAAUGUUAUCUUUAAAUUA
This is a messenger RNA of Carassius gibelio (silver crucian carp), 431 nucleotides long. Its product is annotated as NADH dehydrogenase [ubiquinone] 1 alpha subcomplex subunit 1. The transcript is spliced from 3 exons. The coding region runs from base 150 to 362 and encodes 70 amino acids. The record is from RefSeq and is a predicted model, not a curated record. Lineage: Eukaryota; Metazoa; Chordata; Actinopteri; Cypriniformes; Cyprinidae.